CACAAUUCAAACAAAGUUAGAUUUUAUUAUCUCCUUUUCCUUUUCGUUCCUCCCUCUUUAAUGCCAACAUAAAUAUUCGGAGCUUGAUUAAGCAGUUGUUUUCACAUUUUUUUGGUCUUCUACAGCGGGAAAUGUCACUUUCGAUCAUAUUAGCAUGUAAAUUCCAGCAAGAGACCCAUACGCUAUGGUACACAGAUACAGAGACGUGGAAUCCAUAAUAGAAGAUAUGAUAUCCACUACCACCAGAGAGAAAAAUAAGCUCACUGGCCCGGACACUGUUCACACUUCUUCAAUGCCUGUUCGUACAUGUCUGUGGAGUUUUGUACAAAAGGUUGUUUGCUGGGUUCCAGCAGAUUCUCUGAGAAGCAGGUUGUUUGGUGGAGAAACAAGCUAGAUCAACCACACCACAUUUUCUUAGCCGUGUAACAGGACCAGACACCUGAGCAGAUUAGAUAAGAGGUGGCAAAGCGUAGGAAAAAAGAACAAAUGUUUAUGUGAAGACUUUGGCAUGUGAUUGAAUGUACUGUGUAAAUAUUUUUAGCUUCUUGCCUCAUUUUGAGUUCAACCUUGAUUUUGAGUUCAUGUACAGUAACUUACUAACUUUCAAUAAAUAUUGUACUUUUGUUCGGUGCAACACCUAUUUUUCGGAUGAAUAUUGUAUCAGGUUUUAAAACAAAGGUAAGAGAAACUUGAUGUCAUCACUCAAUCAAUUUAG
Linum tenue is the source of this 715-nucleotide messenger RNA. Lineage: Eukaryota; Viridiplantae; Streptophyta; Magnoliopsida; Malpighiales; Linaceae. The record is from the annotation of a GenBank genome assembly.